UAAAUAGACGCUAUCACUUUAAAAUUUCAAUCUCUGGCACAGCAGAGAUCAUAAACUUUAGGUAGUAGAGUGUGAGAAAUAUUAUAACAUUCACUUGAGGUAUUCUCUAUUGCAGAACAGUUUACAGUCGGUUACUCGUAGUUAUUUAUUACAAAUAAUUCUGUCUACAUAGAUAGGUCUUUCACAAGCACUUAAUAUUGUUUACCAAAGAAAUGGUGAUGGAGAAGCCAAGUCCCCUGCUUGUAGGGCGGGAGUUUGUGAGGCAGUAUUACACACUCUUAAACAAGGCACCAGAUUUUCUGCACAGGUUUUAUGGGAGGAAUUCUUCCUAUGUUCAUGGAGGACUGGACCCAAGUGGGAAGCUGGCAGAAGCGGUCUAUGGGCAAGCGGAAAUCCACAAGAAGGUCAUGUCCCUGCAGUUUAGUGAAUGCCACACAAAGAUCAGGCACGUGGAUGCCCAUGCCACACUGAGUGAUGGAGUGGUGGUGCAAGUCCUUGGAGAACUGUCCAACAAUGGUCAGCCCAUGAGGAAGUUCAUGCAAACUUUUGUACUUGCUCCAGAGGGUUCGGUGGCAAACAAAUUCUAUGUCCACAAUGACAUCUUCCGUUACGAGGAUGAGGUUUUUGGAGAUUCUGAGGCUGAGCUUGAUGAGGAAUCAGAGGAGGAGGUUGAAGAGGAGGCAGAGGAGAGGCAGCCAUCCCCUGAGCCACUUCAAGAAAGCCCCAACAGUGCCACCUAUUACGAACCUCACCCUGUCACUAAUGGAGUAGAGGAGCCCAUGGAGGAGCCAGCCCCAGAACCGGAACCCGAACCUGAACCAGAGCCCAAAGUAGAGGAGAUAAAACCAGAAGCAGAUGAGAAGGUUCUGGAAGAGAUGGAGGAGAAAGCACCUUCACCAGUUCCUGUGGAGUCCCCACCAAAUAACCAGGAGCCUCCCAAGACUUUCUCGUGGGCCUCGGUGACCAGUAAAAACCUGCCUCCUACUGGCACAGUCACCUCCACUGGAAUCUCACCCCAUGUUGUUAAAGCUCCAAGCUCACAGCCCAGAGUUGAAACCAAGCCGGAGACACAGACAGCACCUCUUCGGCCCAGAGACCAGCGCACACGUGACAGACCGGCCUUCACUCCGCGGGGUCCCAGACCUGAUGGUGUUGCAUCUUCAGAGUCGCAAACUGGAAAACCACACUUGAGUUUUGUUAACAAAGGUGGCAGGGGAGAGACCGAAUCUGGUGACAUGGACAGCAGGCGGAUUGUCCGGUACCCAGACAGCCACCAGCUUUUUGUCGGCAAUCUUCCACAUGACAUUGAUGAGAGCGAGCUCAAGGAGUUCUUCAUGACAUAUGGAAAUGUUGUGGAGCUGAGGAUCAACACCAAGGGUGUUGGUGGCAAACUGCCCAACUUUGGAUUUGUGGUCUUUGAUGACUCUGAUCCUGUGCAAAGAAUCUUGGGGGCCAAGGUAGACGGGCCCAUCAUGUUUCGAGGCGAGGUGCGUCUGAAUGUGGAGGAAAAGAAGACGAGGGCGGUACGUGAACGAGAGACCCGCGGAGGAGAUGAGCGCCGGGACAUGAGGCGCAACGACCGGGGCCCUGGAGGUUCGCGAGGCAUCGUAGGAAGCGGAAUGAUGCGUGAACGUGACGGGAGGGGACCGCCACCUCGAGGCGGCAUGGCCCCCAAACCUGGCAUGGGCUCUGGACGAGGCUCUGGAGGCCAGGGAGAGGGCCGCUUCACAACCCAGCGCCGCUGAGAAGAGCACCGCCUGCAGUGUGGAAGUAGUACCGUGUUCUUCAUCUUCAGCCGUUCUCGUUAACGCAAAGAAAUCUUCAUGUAUAAACGUAUAUAUUUGUUUUUUGUUUUAUUUUAUUUUUGUUUUUGUUUUUGUUUUUUUUGUUCCCUCUUUGCUUUGGAAUGUGACACAGCCUGUCAACCAUUUGUUUGUGAAAUAGACCAAACAAAAUAAGGAAACAAAAAUAUUUCGCUUAUUAGUUGUGAGCUGAGCAUCCUUUUCAGGUUUCUCAAGAAUUCACAAACUUUAAUUUGCAAAUUCGUGGAAAAAAAGGCAAACCAACCAGGAGUAAUCUGCCACAUUAGGAGGGACUGAUAAGACUUUUAACUACGACAGUACAGCCCAUCAUUUGGAAAAGAGAUUAUAUGCCUUGACUUAACUGGGGCGCUGCUUCACGAAAUCCCUCUAUUGCACAUUUUAUAUGGUAGUUUUCUGCCCGUUACUGUUGGAAAAGAGUGAGAUGCAAAAUUUGUGCAGUUCCAGGGGAAAAGCUUGCCUUUUACUUUUUUCCUUUUGAGAGACCACUGCUUCAAAAUUGCAUAAUGCACUCAUCAAUAUGCACUAAUGGGUACUUUUGUCGUAUUACAUUGACAUCCAUGCUCGGAACGCAGCUGGAGAGAGACCUGUUUUGUCUCAAAGCGAUACGAGUUGCCGGGGCAGGCCUCGCUUACAACCUGUCUGCUGUGACCAAUGUACUUUUCUCACUUUUGACCCAAAACUACGCUUCAAUUACUGCUGGAUGGACAAGAUGACAAGCAAAUCCACUUAUAUUUUUCCUCAUUUAUAAAUCACAAUAACAAAAAAAAACAAAGCUCAUAUCCUGGACUUUCACCAAAUGAGUGGGGGGACAAAAGGAUAAACAACACGCAAAGUUGAACAAUAGAAGAGUGGUGAUAAUGAUGGCUGCUCUCUCUGUUUUUCUUUUGGUUUCAAGUUCGUUUUCUUCAUGUUUUUCCCUGCCAGCUAGACCACGAAACUGGGAUGGAUGACACCUCCCUCCCUCCCUCCCUCCCUCGCUCUUCCCUCCCUUCUUUUCUUAUGUGCGGAGUAAGAGAAUAAAUGUACAGCAAAAAUCAUAGUUUUCUGUAUGGCUUGUUUUCUGUGUAAAUUUUAAGUUUUCUCUCGACUUGAUAAGAGCAUGACGGUGCCUUCUAUUUAACCUUUUCCAGUCUUACUGAAGUGUAAAGCGGUUCGGGGCUUGUCGCCUCCUCCUUAUGCGGACCUGCUCUUUUUGAACUAUUGUCUUCUGGGAGCAGAUUAAAAAAAAUUGCAGUAUUCACAAAAUUUAAGUUUUUCAGGUGCAUUUCUUUUUUUUUUUCCAUACUGUUCUAUUACCUAAGAUUAUCUGUUGUGUACAUUUGUUUUGUAUUUUGUGUGUGUGUGUGUAUGUGUGUGCGUGUGUGUUCUGGGUUUUGUAGAGACAAUAGGUGCCUCAAGUUUAGUUUGAUGUUAGAUGGUUAAGAUGUGCAUCUGAAGAACUACCCCACCCAACCCAAAAAAGGUACAUUAAAGGUGGUGACAGUGGAAUGCUUGUUUCUUUAACAUGUCAUAACUCUACACAACUGUGAUUUCGGUGUAUUAACGUUUGCGGUUUUGGGAAGAGUCUCGCAAUGUGUUUCAGAUACUGCUGAUUCUUACCUUUCAGUCUGACUGUAGUUUUUUGACUUAUGGCAGCAUUUGGGUUAAUCCCAGGACUCAAAAGUUGUCAGACUGGUGUUUUGUUUUUUUGUUUUGUUCUUUUUCCUCAGCAACAAUUUUGUAAUGAUCUGUGUGGGUGGCCUGGCCAUAGUUCCAGCCUGUAGAAUAGCAAUUGUGCUCACUUUUCUAGCUGUUCAUGCAUUUGUAUUUUCAUACGCAGAUUUUUGAUUGUGCUUGUUUUAUUCAUUUUUCCAAUCUAAUCUGAAUGCCAUACAACUCGUCUCUUAUUGUCCUCUGGUGUAUUUACUUUUUACCACUCAGUUGGGAGGGAAGACCUUAUGGUUUCAGCUGGAAAGGAAAACAUGACAAACAUUAGAUGUUUCUAUUUUAUUUUAUUUUGUUAUCUUGCACUGAAAUGGGAAGUGAAUUGAUGUAGCAUUUUUCUGGACAAAUAUACUAAUGAGGUCUUCCUUGUCUGGUGGUAUUGCACUAUCCUGCAACAUUUCUGGGACAAUCUGUAUUUGAACAUAGCCUCUCUCCAAACUUCUCAUCUGGCAAUUGGAAAAAAAUAUAUAUUAGUGCUUAAAUUGUUAUCAGCAUGAAAUAAUAGUUUCUUCCCUACAAAUAAUCUCGUUUACAGACAUGGCAUAUUUUAUGUAAAUUUUCCACAGUGAUGCUCAGCUGCUCCCCUGUGUAGUUGAGAUGAAAUAUUUUCAGAAUAGUUUUCAACAGAGGGACCCGAUAUUACAGGGGGGAAAAAAAAAAAUAUUGCAGCUCUUUGGUUGUUGAGUUUUGUAACAGACAGCUCUUAUGGGUGCUUCUACCCCGAAUGUUUAUUUGUCAGGUAAUUGCUUAACAUUGGCACUUGACUGCAAUCACACUUUUUUACAGCAAUGGUCAAUGAAGAGAGUGGUGAAGAAGAGCCAUCAUGCUUUCAGACCAGUGUGUGCUUUUACAUUGUAGUGGUGGUUGAAAAUGUUUGAGCCUAUGAAUUUAGGGUUAGAUAGUUAUUCUUUUUCACUGAAGUUUUCGACGACCCACCCUUUUCCAAACAUUAAAGGAUCCUCAUAAGAAAAAAAAAAGAGUAAAUUAAUUUCCCUGUGGUUGAAAAUGCAGUAAAAUGGAUCCUCGUUGUAAAUCAUUCCAGUCCAUUUGAAUGGAAAUAGAAGUAUCUUCAUGGCUUAAGCAGGUGUGGUAAACAGUUGGCUGCCAUCUUAAUUUUACUGUGUUUACCCUUUACUUGUGGCUAGUACAAAAGUGUUACAGGUAGAGAGUUUUUUUUUGUUUUGUUUUUUUAAGUUUGUUUCUUUCUUCCUUUCUAUUUUGAAUGUGUUGGACUUAACAUACAAUAAACUACUGAUAUCAGUACCACUCA
This is a messenger RNA of Scatophagus argus, 4797 nucleotides long. It is a transcript of the gene g3bp2a, whose product is annotated as G3BP stress granule assembly factor 2a. The transcript has 13 exons. Gene Ontology annotation, cellular component: cytosol; ribonucleoprotein complex. NCBI's taxonomy places the organism in Eukaryota, Metazoa, Chordata, Actinopteri, Scatophagidae. Gene Ontology annotation, molecular function: mRNA binding. The coding region runs from base 213 to 1745 and encodes 510 amino acids. The record is from RefSeq and is a predicted model, not a curated record.